ACAAAUGUGGCAUCGAUAAGUAAAGGGAUGGGGAAAGUUCGCAUGAAAACGUUUAUGGUGUAGUUAUGAGACCCUUUAACUGACCGAAUGAUUUCUCGUUAAUAAUUAAGAGUGGAAAUAUGACUAUGUUUGAUUUUUCUUGCAACGAAGAGGCAUGCGAUCUCCCUGACUGGUUUGUGCCUAUCGCAUUUAACGGAAAAAGGCAUAAUGUUGAAGGCAGUAAUUCUGAUACGCACACAUGGAGAAUGAAGGACCGGAUGAAGACUGUCAGUGUGGCCUUAGUUUUAUGUUUAAAUGUGGGUGUUGAUCCACCAGAUAUUAUAAAAACUCAACCUUGUGCCAGAUUAGAGUGCUGGAUUGAUCCUUUGUCUCUUGUACCUCAGAAAGCUCUAGAUUCAAUUGCAGCUGCAUUACAAAAACAAUAUGAAAAAUGGCAGCCUAGAGCUAGGUAUAAACAUAGUCUUGAUCCUACAGUUGAUGAAGUAAAGCGGUUAUGUACCUCAUUGCGUCGAAAUGCCAAGGAUGAGCGUGUGUUGUUUCAUUAUAAUGGUCAUGGUGUGCCUAAACCUACAGCAAAUGGUGAAAUAUGGGUAUUUAAUAAGACAUAUACACAAUAUAUUCCACUUUCCAUAUAUGAUCUUCAGCAGUGGAUGGGUGCUCCUUCAAUUUAUGUAUAUGACUGUUCUUGUGCUGGACUCAUAGUUGAUUCUUUUGAAGUGUUUGCUAAGCAACAUGAAAGGGAAUUUGAACUUUUAAUAAAUAACAGCAAAACACCUUAUGAUGGACCACCUUUGCCGUCUUAUAGUUCAUGUAUUCAACUUGCUGCAUGCAGUGCAACACAGAUUUUACCCAUGAAUCCUGAUUUGCCUGCUGACCUUUUUACUUCGUGCCUUACUACACCUGUAAACAUAGCCCUAAAAUGGUUUGUUCUACAGAGUAAAAAUAAAUUAUUACCAGACAUCACUAUGGAUUUGAUAGAUCAAAUUCCUGGUCAGGUAUCAGACAGAAGAACAAUGUUAGGCGAAUUAAAUUGGAUUUUUACUGCUAUAACUGACACAAUAGCGUGGAAUGUUCUUCCUAAAGAAACAUUUCAGCGUCUUUUCCGUCAAGAUUUAUUGGUUGCUAGUCUAUUUAGAAAUUUUUUAUUAGCAGAGAGAAUAAUGAGGUAUUACAAUUGCACUCCAGUAUCAAGUCCACCUUUACCAUCAACCUACCACCAUCCUAUGUGGCAAGCAUGGGAUUUGGCUGUUGAUUUAUGUUUGGCACAACUACCCGGUAUUUUAGAAGACCCACUUCAUGUGAAUUAUUCAUAUAGUCCAUUUUUUUCUGAGCAGCUCACAGCAUUCCAAGUUUGGUUGUCAUCAGUACACAACCAUAAUAGUGUACCUGAACAGUUACCUAUUGUUCUUCAGGUUUUAUUAAGUCAGGUUCAUCGCUUGAGAGCUUUAGAACUUUUAGGGCGGUUUUUAGAUUUAGGACCUUGGGCUGUGAAUUUGGCUCUUUCUGUUGGUAUUUUUCCUUAUGUUUUAAAGCUUCUUCAGAGCUCUGCUAGAGAACUGAGACCUUUAUUAGUUUUUAUUUGGGCUAAAGUUUUAGCAGUAGACUGUACUUGCCAGAGUGAACUUGUUCGAGAUGGUGGGUUCAAGUACUUUCUUGGUGUUUUAGGCGAACAGUUCAUGCCAGCCGAGCAUCGUACAAUGGCUGCAUUUUGUGUAGCAUGUAUUGUACACAAUUAUAGACAGGGACAGGUUGCAGCAUUACAGAAUAAUGUUGUGGCCAUUUGCCUAGAGCAGUUAAAUGACCCAAGUGCAAAAUUAAGGCAGUGGGUUGCUAUUUGUUUAGGGGAGAUAUGGGCAAACUUUGAGCAAGCACGAUGGUGUGGAGUAAGAGAUAGUGCCCAUGAAAAGUUAGAAGUCCUACUCACUGAUCCAGAACCUGAAGUUCGAGCAGCAGCUGUCUAUGCUCUUGGAACUUUUCUAAACAGUACUACAGAAAGGACAGAUCAUGCAAAUGCCAUCGACCAUAGUAUUGGUAUGGUACUAAUUAAUAAAGUGGCUAAUGAUGGUAGUCCUCUUGUUAGAAUGGAAUUAGUUGUAGCUCUACAGUGGUUUUUGGUAAUAUUUGAAAAUCAGUUUGUUGCUGUUGGCUUUCAAUAUAUGGAUGAAGAAAAAGCAAAAGAAUCAUCUGCAAAUCAUUUACUUGCUCCUGGCGGAGAGGUUCCAUCACCUCUUGGCAUGCGGAAAGUUGCUUCUCGUGACCGCCUAAAAAUACCUCUUUCUGGAUCUCCAGGGUCUAAUACACUAGAUGUAAAUUAUGCCGGAGAUAGUAGUGCAAUGGCUUUGGAACGACUACGCAGAGUGAGCUCUAGCACGUCUAUUAGUAGCAUAGCAUCGAACGUUCACAGUCCUUAUACAACAAGUUCCAGCUUAGGAUAUGCAUCGGUUUUUGGAAACAUAUGGAAAACAUUAAUUUCUUUAUCCAGUGAUCCAUAUCCUGAUGUAGCAAAACUUGCUGAGCAACUCAUUAAUUAUAUAAAACAGAAGGUCAUUGAAGUUCAUAGACCUGACUCCGUAAAGAAUGGAAAAAUUCCCUCCAUGUCAGAGCCAUCCUCACCAUCUGGGAGACCGAGCUUUUUAGCGGGUGAAUCACCUCCUACUCGUGCUAAUGGACCAAUAACCCAUCAUGCUCAAGAAAACAGAUCAAGAUCUGCUAACAGGUGGUCUGAUGUUAAUGCUCCAUACCAGCAGUAUCAAUAUUUUGCUCAGUUUAACAGAAUACGAAAGACUUUUGAUAAGGGACCUGAGAUAAGAGAAAUAGGAGAGGACACAGAAGAUAACCAAGAACCAAAAAACCCUUUAAUAAAAACUCAGUAUGUUGCGUGGAGUUCACUAUAUUUCAGCCAGCCUGUGCUUAAAAUUGGAGAAACAGACAUUGAUAGUCCUGCUCAUUUGGAAAAGGAAUGGCUUUAUCUAAGAAAUGAAUGUAUGAGGAAAAGUGUGGUUGAAGAAGUUAAAAAGCUAGAGAAUGGAAGGUUUGAUGAGCAGAUAUUUAUCAACAAAAACCCGAAUCUUCCAGCAGCUCUGAAAUUUCACCCUUAUGAGUCUCAUAUGGUGGUUACUGAUAAGGAAUGUUACAGCAUAUGGGAUUGGGAAAAAGGCUAUUUAUUGCGGUCCAAUAGCUCUCAUAAUCUGCAGAAUGUUCGAAUAACAGCUUUAGACUUUAUUAAUACCCAUGAUGAUACCUUGCUAAUGAUUGGUUCUGAUGAUGGUGCUGUAAAAUUAUGGAAGAAUUAUGUUAGUGAAUCUGAUGUUAGACUUGUCACAGCCUUUCAAAUAAUACAAGAUCUGCUGCCUUCAACUAGAGGAUCUGGACUGGUUCUUCAAUGGGAACAACAUUCAUUACAAUUACUAGCUUCUGGUGAUGUGAGACACAUCAGAAUUUGGGAUGCUGAAAGAGAAUCUAAAGUUCAGGAUAUUCCUACUUCUGCAGACAGCUGUCUAACUUGUUUAUCUUCAAACCCAGAAUAUGCAAGUCUGGUAGUUGCUGGUUGUGGAGAUGGAACAGUCCGUGUAUAUGACAGAAGACUGCCACAUAAUGAAUGUGGUGUUCACAUUUUUCAAGAACAUUCUGGCUGGGUUGUAAAUGUUUUACUGCAAAACAAACAAAAUUCUAGCCAGAUUGUCAGUGGAAGUGUUGCUGGAGAUGUGAGGUUUUGGGACUUGAGACAUUCUACUAGUGUGAAAUCUAUCCCUCCUACACAUGGUAUGACAGCUAUGGCAAUCCACACAUCUCUAGAUUUAAUUGCAUGUGGUGCAGCAAGCCAGUUUAUUAGUGUAUUUAACCAGUCUGGAGAAAAUGUGAGCACUAUAAAGUAUCAUGAUGGUUUUAUGGGACACAGAAUCGGGCCAAUCAGUUGUUUAGCUUUCCAUCCGUAUAAAGCAAGCUUGGCAGCAGGAAGCACAGAUUCUCUUAUAUCUGUAUAUUCUGUAAAUAGAAAACAUUAAUGAAGACAAUCUUUUUAAAUUUCUGAGAGCUAGUCAAGCUUCAGCUUGCCCCCGCACUUCUGCAAGCUCAACCAUCGUGUCUUAAAAAUCAAACGCAACUGAACAUUUGAACCAUUGUUUGUACAGAUAUUUCAUUUUCAAACCUUGUUACAUUUAUCAUGUGCCAUUUCUUAAAUAUAAAUUAUUUAAACAUAAAGAGUGUUUUUAUUAUUUAUUUUACAUUUUGAAAAUUUGGAACGCAUGAAGUUUAUGAAUAAUGCACAGAAUAUGUGUAUCCAUGCUAGAAUAAUGAAUUUUAUGGAUAUUAUUCUAUUUACAGUAGUAAGAAGAGAAGCUUGCAAACUUUGAACUUGAAAAAUUUGGCAAGAUUUAACCAAGGAUUGAUGUUAAAAGAAAGCUUUGUGUUUCAACAAAAUCUAAUAUAGGACUGUCUUCUUCAAGGAGGAAAGAAAGCUAUUGAGUCAACCUUAACACCUAAACUGCUAUAGAAGAGAUGAAAUAAAAUAAGCAACCAAAGGCAAACUUGCUGCAGAGACUUUUCCAGCUUAAGAAUUCUUUUUAUCCUAAAGCCUUGGAUCAAGAAAAUAUUCCAGCUGCCCAAAGAUUGCAGUCUGUCCUUUGAAUCAAACUGCAAAGUCUAUCAAAUUAAGUUCAAAUUAUCAGAUUAUUUAUGCUUCAUUUUACAUGUAUCAUUUCAUAUGUAUCUACUUUUCAUUAAAUACUCACUGCUGUUGAUAUUUUGUAUAUGUAAGAAAAAUAAAGAAUAUGCAAA
Molecule: messenger RNA, 4776 nt
Organism: Stegodyphus dumicola
Lineage: Eukaryota; Metazoa; Arthropoda; Arachnida; Araneae; Eresidae
Gene: raptor
Product: regulatory associated protein of MTOR complex 1
Biological process (GO): TORC1 signaling; cellular response to starvation; positive regulation of cell growth
Cellular component (GO): cytoplasm; TORC1 complex
Molecular function (GO): protein binding; protein-macromolecule adaptor activity
Source: RefSeq, a predicted model, not a curated record